AUGAAGAAUUUUAAAGCUACAGUGAAGGAGGAGGCUGCUUUAAUUAUGAGCAGAAUAAAAAAGAAUUCUAUUAGUCUGGCACUUACCCAGACAAAUGAAGGAAUGGUUAUUUCUGAAGAGAUGAGUAUUCCGUAUGUACUUAAACUACUAGACGACUUAAAAAAUAAAAAAUGGACCGCAGGGAAAUAG
This is a messenger RNA of Nematocida ausubeli, 189 nucleotides long. RefSeq lists its product as uncharacterized. Lineage: Eukaryota; Fungi; Microsporidia. The transcript has a single exon. The coding region runs from base 1 to 189 and encodes 62 amino acids. The record is from RefSeq and is a predicted model, not a curated record.